This is a messenger RNA of Cicer arietinum (chickpea), 925 nucleotides long. Its product is annotated as acid phosphatase 1. Gene Ontology annotation, molecular function: acid phosphatase activity. NCBI's taxonomy places the organism in Eukaryota, Viridiplantae, Streptophyta, Magnoliopsida, Fabales, Fabaceae. The record is from RefSeq and is a predicted model, not a curated record.
UUUGGUAGAUGCUUGCAUUCCAAUUUGUCAAAGGAAAAAAAAUGUGGAAAUCACUUGGGUGGUGUUUAUUUUUCACAUGUAUUUUAAUUCCUUUAGUAGAUGCAGAUUGGAACAUAUUGAAGCUAUCCCGUAAUGGAUUAAAGAUUAGCUUAAAGAACUAUUGUGAAAGUUGGAGACUGAAUGUUGAGUUGCAUAACAUUAGACAAUUUGAAGUUGUGCCUGAAGAAUGCAUUGAGUAUAUUGGAAAAUAUAUGAAGUCCACACAAUAUAAAGUUGACUCACAAAGAACAACUGAAGAAUGUUUGGUUUAUCUUAGCACAAGCUGCAAUUUGAAAAAUGAUGGAAGGGAUGCUUGGAUUUUUGACAUUGAUGAUACUUUGCUUUCAACUGUUCCUUACUACAAGAAUAAUCAAUAUGGUGGAAAUAAAUUGAAUGUGACAUCUUUGGAGGAAUGGAUAAGAAAGGGUAAAGCACCUGCUCUAGAUCACUCACUAAAGCUCUUCAAUGAACUAAAAUAUAGAGGUAUUCAAAUCAUUUUGGUCACUUCAAGGAGGGAACAUCUCAGAUCAGCCACAAUUGACAACCUUCUCAAUGUUGGUUAUUAUGGGUGGACCAGAAUUGUCUUUAGAGAUAUUGCUAAUGAAUUUGUAUCGAUAAAAAAGUACAAAUGUGAUGUGAGAAAAGAGCUAAUGGAUGAGGGUUAUCGCAUUUGGGGCACUCUUGGGGACCAACGCAGCAGCAUUGAUGGGUCUCCAAGUCCUAGAAGGGCAUUCAAACUCCCAAAUCCAAUGUACUAUGUUGCAUAAUCUAUCAUUGAUCACCAAUUCACCAUUGCAUAUUUAUCUCUCUCCUUUUAAACCUAUGAAAAUGCCAAGUUUUGUGUAAUAAUUAAAUUCUUUAUUAAAUAAAUGUAUAUUUGGUAUCA